GCAUCACAUCUACAUUCAAGGCAGAAGGAAGUAGAAGAAAGUAAGAGUAAAGGGGAAGCAUCAUUGACAUUUUUCCUUAUCAUUGACUUAGCCAGACCCUGCUCCUGGCCUGAAGCAGAGAGCAGACUGUCCAAGUCAAAAGUCCCUCAGGCCCAUCACCAGGUCAGCAUCAAGGUCUCUCCCAAGGACGCUGAGAUGAAAACAGCAGAAGAGCCAACCUCAAGUCUUGGGCAGACCCUGGAGUGGCUGAGAAAGGAGCUGGCUGAGAUGCAGGUCCAAGACCAGAGACUCCUGUUCACGCUGAAUCAUCUUCACAGUGUCCUGGAGGAGCUGCGUGCAGAGAGUGCCCACUGGGAGGAUGCCAGAUCCAGUGGCGGGACCUCCCCCAUCAGACCUCGAGCAGGCUCGGAAGGCAGGGGCCACCAGCCCUUUUCCUCCAGGGGCCUGGCCCAGCUCCUCCAAGGGGUAGACAGCAGACGAAGCUCCCUCCCUUAACAGGCCAGAGAUGACCCUGACUUUAAACCCUCCCCCCACUAGUCUAAACUUUGAUUGUGAUGAGAGAGAGCACCGGAAUGGGAGUCAGGAAGGCCGGUCUCUGGGUUCACCCCUGCCCUCAUUCACUGUGUGUCCCUGGACCUGUCACUCAGCUUCUUUGUGUCACUCUUUCCUCUCCUGUCACUUC
Molecule: messenger RNA, 682 nt
Organism: Balaenoptera acutorostrata (minke whale)
Lineage: Eukaryota; Metazoa; Chordata; Mammalia; Artiodactyla; Balaenopteridae
Gene: C15H20orf202
Product: chromosome 15 C20orf202 homolog
Exons: 3
Coding region: 196-495 (99 amino acids)
Source: RefSeq, a predicted model, not a curated record